AUUAUUUUUAUUGCAUCACGUUACUUUGCAAAGUUUGAGUUCUUCCCAUUCCGUUUAACCUAGCAAAAUAUGCAGCAGCCUCUGUAAUUCAAGCACUCAGGAAAUUAUAUAGUAAAGAGUGUUGAUGAUUUGGCAAUAUGAAUAAGUUAUUGGACUUUGGGAAGAAAGCCCUGUUUUAUGCCAGGGUACUUUCUGGAUAUGAAGAGCGGAGAAUUCGGAAAUUUAGGAUGCAGCUUGAACAACGGGUUCAACAGGCACAAGCAAAGAAAGCAGCCAUAAACAAAGUACCUGAGCAGAUCAUAUUAUCUGAAGUUCGUCGUAUGGUUGAAGAAAUGCAAGCUUUGAACAAGAAGCUGGAAGAAACGGAGGUAGCCAUUGAGGAAUACUUCAAGCCUCUUGACCAGGAGGCUGAGUUUUUAAUGAAAAUGCAACUACAAGGGGAAGAGAAAACGUCGGAUAUGAUGAUGAAAGCACUAGAGGAACAAGCUAUGCGUCGACAAGCUGAGGCAGAAAAAAGUACAAGUGUGCCUCAAAUAGAAAAUGUUGAAACCAACCUGAAGGAAUCUGAGACUCUGGUGCAAACAUGUAUAGAAGAGGGAGAAAAAAAUUUGAAGGACAAUACACAUUAAGUAGAGAAAGAA
Messenger RNA from Vicia villosa (hairy vetch), 641 nucleotides. RefSeq lists its product as uncharacterized. The coding region runs from base 138 to 629 and encodes 163 amino acids. The record is from RefSeq and is a predicted model, not a curated record. Lineage: Eukaryota; Viridiplantae; Streptophyta; Magnoliopsida; Fabales; Fabaceae. The transcript is spliced from 4 exons.